Messenger RNA from Cutaneotrichosporon cavernicola, 2433 nucleotides. RefSeq lists its product as uncharacterized. Gene Ontology annotation, cellular component: spliceosomal complex; Prp19 complex. The record is from RefSeq and is a predicted model, not a curated record. Lineage: Eukaryota; Fungi; Basidiomycota; Tremellomycetes; Trichosporonales; Trichosporonaceae. Gene Ontology annotation, biological process: mRNA splicing, via spliceosome. The transcript is spliced from 3 exons. Bases 1 to 2433 code for a protein of 810 amino acids.
AUGGUCCGCAUCAUCAUCAAGGGUGGUGUGUGGCGCAACACCGAGGACGAGAUCCUCAAGGCGGCCAUCGCAAAGUACGGCAAGAACCAGUGGGCGCGUAUCUCGUCGCUCUUGGUCCGCAAGUCAGCCAAGCAGUGCAAGGCUCGCUGGUACGAAUGGCUCGACCCGUCCAUCAAGAAGGUCGAGUGGUCAAAAACCGAAGAUGAGAAGCUGCUACAUCUCGCCAAGCUGAUGCCGACACAAUGGCGAACGAUUGCGCCAUUGGUUGGGCGGACGGCUACGCAAUGUCUCGAGCGGUACCAGAAGCUGCUGGACGACGCGGAGAAGGCGGAGAACGAGGAGCUGGGAAUGGGCGAUGGCGACGACGAGGCGUCCAAGCCCGCGUUUGGGUUGCGAACUGGUGAGAUCGACACGCAGCCUGAAUCGCGCCCGGCGCGCCCCGACCCUGUCGACAUGGAUGACGACGAGAAGGAGAUGCUGUCCGAGGCGCGCGCGCGUCUCGCCAACACGCAAGGCAAGAAGGCGAAGCGCAAGGCUCGCGAGAGGCAACUCGAGGAGGCGCGUCGCGUCGCGUUCCUCCAGAAGAAACGCGAGCUCAAGGCGGCCGGCAUCAACCUGAGAGAGAACAAGAAGAAGAAGGGAAUGGACUACAACGCCGACAUCCCCUUUGAGAAGCAGCCGGCGCCCGGGUUCUAUGACACGGGAGAGGAGCGCGCGAAAAAGUACGAGCCGGUGCUCGGGUCGUCGCUGCGCUCGCUUGAGGGCAAACGCAAGCAGGAGCUCGAGGAGGAGGAGGGCAAGAACAAGCGUCAGAAGGGGGAGAAGCAGACGGCCACGGAAUUCGUCAAGGCGCGCGAGGCCCAGAUCAAGAAGCUCAAGGAGCAGGAGCAGAUCGUCCGCCGUCGCCAGCUCAACCUUCCCAUGCCUCAAGUCGGUGAGCGCGAGCUCGAGGAGAUUGUCAAGAUCGGGCAGGCGGGCGAGGCCGCGCGCGGACUCGUGUCGGGCGACGGUGGAGCGACGGACCAGCUCGUCGGCGAAUACGAGAACCUGAGCCAGGCGCGGAUGGCGCGUACACCUCGAGUCGAUGUCGAGCAUGACAACAUCAUGCAGGAGGCGCGCAACCUGCGCCAGAUGACGAACGUGCAGACGCCCCUGCUUGGCGGGGAGAACACACCCAUGAUCUCGCAUGAUGUCGGGACCGGCAACGAGUCGGCGACGCCGCGCCAUUCGGGCGCCGUCACGGUCAACCCACUCGCGACGCCGCGCACGGUCGGUGGAGUAAUGAGCACACCGCGUGGACCAGGCUCCACGCCGUACCGUGACAACCUGACGAUCAACAACCGCGGAGAAUGGGGCGAGACCCCCGCGGACGAACGGCGGCGACUCAAGGACGCCAAGCGUGCGCUGCAAGCGGGCUUUGCGUCGCUCCCGCGCCCCGAGAACAACUUCGAACUCGAGGACCCCGAGGACGAGGAGCCAGAGGAGGACGACGUGCCCAUGACCGAAGAGGACGCAGCGGAUCGUGACGCGCGCCUCAAGGAAGCGAGGGAGGAGGAGGAGCGCUUGGAGCUGCAGCGUCGCUCGCAGGUUGUCAAGAAGGGGCUCCCGCGCCCCGCCAAUGUCGACGCACGCGCGGUACUGCGCCAGCUCAACGCAGAGGCUGCCGACGCCGAAGCGAGUGUCGCGGCGGCCCUCCGUCUCAUUAACGAGGAGAUGGCCGCGUUAAUGGCGCACGACGCGAUUGCGCACCCGCUCCCCGGUACGCGCACGCCGGGCAAUGUCGCGAGCAACUACGACAUGCCCGAGGACGAGUUCGUGACGGCUGCCAAGUUGGCGAUCCACGCCGAGGUUGCGAGCGCUCUCGGCCUUCCCGGUGCGAGUGAAGUGCAGACGGCCGUCGUGAUCGGGUCUGCAGCGGAGGAGGAUGGCGCGGCCUUUGAGGCCUCGUGGGCCGAGUCGAGCAAGGGAAUGGCGUUCCUCCCCGGCUCGGGUUGGGUCGAGCGGUCGUCUCUCACGCCGGCCGAGUACGCGAAGGUGAUCGCUGCCAGCCGCGAACGCAUGGUGACGGAGGGAACCCGUGCCGCCAAGGCCGAGAAGAGGCUCGGCAAGCAGUUUGGCGGAUACGGCGCGCUCAACGCGAAACACCGUUCGGCGAUCGCCAGUGGGAUCGACGACAUCCAUUCCGCCAAGCGCGACCUCGACACGUUCUCCAUGCUGCUUGGGAUGGAGAAGGCGGCGGCUCCGGGCCGUAUCGAGAAGCUGCGCAUUGAAGUCGACGCGCUCGAGCGCCGCGAACGCGACCUGCAAGCCCGCUACGCCGAUCUUAAUGACCGGCGGCUUGCAGCUCUCGGGGCAGUCGACACCUUGGAGACGGAGAAGCAGGUGCUCGAGGCCGAAGCAGGCCUCGCGGCAAUGGAGGCAAACGGGGCGUAG